This is a messenger RNA of Talpa occidentalis (Iberian mole), 4850 nucleotides long. It is a transcript of the gene GPSM2, whose product is annotated as G protein signaling modulator 2. Gene Ontology annotation, molecular function: protein binding; GTPase regulator activity. The transcript has 15 exons. The record is from RefSeq and is a predicted model, not a curated record. NCBI's taxonomy places the organism in Eukaryota, Metazoa, Chordata, Mammalia, Eulipotyphla, Talpidae. The coding region runs from base 299 to 2341 and encodes 680 amino acids.
UGCUCUGGGCCGGCCCGGCCGGGCUCUCCGCCGUCGCGGCCCGCGAGAAAUGUUGCUGAAGUGCUGCUGAAAGGGCCACAGAUGCAAGGAUUUGAGACACAUUUUGAACCUUUAAGCUGUCUGACAUUGACCUCCUUUCAUUAUUAAUAAAGAAGAAGCAGGAGCUUAGGAUGUAUUAACACCAGCUUAUUAAUAUACUAACUGGACAAUGUUCUGCAAACAAUUCUACAUUGUAAAGAACUGGAUUGGUACAAAAUAAAAUAAUUUCAUAUUUUACUCAACUUUAUAAUAUGACUCCAUGGAGGAAAAUUUGAUAAGCAUGAGGGAAGACCAUUCUUUUCAUGUUCGUUACAGAAUGGAAGCUUCUUGCCUAGAAUUGGCCUUGGAAGGGGAGCGUCUGUGUAAAUCCGGAGACUGUCGUGCUGGCGUGUCCUUCUUUGAAGCUGCAGUUCAAGUUGGAACAGAAGACCUGAAAACACUUAGUGCUAUUUACAGUCAGUUGGGCAAUGCUUAUUUCUAUUUGCAUGAUUAUGCCAAAGCAUUAGAAUACCAUCAUCAUGACUUAACUCUUGCAAGGACUAUUGGAGACCAGUUGGGGGAAGCCAAAGCUAGUGGGAAUCUGGGAAACACCUUGAAAGUUCUUGGGAAUUUUGAAGAAGCUGUGGUUUGUUGUCAGCGACACCUAGAUAUUUCCAGAGAGCUUAAUGACAAGGUAGGAGAAGCAAGAGCACUGUACAAUCUUGGAAAUGUGUAUCACGCCAAAGGGAAAAGUUUCGCCUGCCCCGGUCCUCAAGAUGCAGGAGAAUUUCCAGAGGAAGUGAGAAGUGCUCUGCAGGCAGCUGUGGAGUAUUACGAGGAAAACCUGUCAUUAGUGACUGUGUUGGGGGACCGAGCAGCCCAAGGACGUGCCUUUGGAAAUCUAGGGAACACACACUACCUCCUUGGCAACUUCAGGGAUGCGGUUAUAGCGCACGAGCAGCGUCUCCUUAUUGCAAAAGAAUUUGGAGAUAAAGCUGCUGAAAGAAGAGCGUAUAGCAACCUCGGAAAUGCAUAUAUAUUUCUUGGUGAAUUUGAGACUGCCUCUGAAUACUACAAGAAGACACUCCUGUUGGCUAGACAGCUUAAAGACAGAGCCGUAGAAGCUCAGUCUUGUUACAGUCUUGGAAACACAUAUACUUUACUUCAAGACUAUGAAAAGGCCAUUGAUUAUCAUCUGAAGCACUUAGCAAUUGCUCAAGAGCUAAAUGAUAGAAUUGGUGAAGGAAGAGCAUGUUGGAGCUUGGGAAAUGCGUACACAGCUCUAGGAAAUCAUGAUCAAGCAAUGCAUUUCGCUGAAAAGCAUUUGGAAAUUUCAAGAGAGGUUGGGGAUAGAAGUGGUGAGCUAACGGCACGACUGAAUCUCUCAGAUCUGCAAAUGGUUCUUGGUCUGAGCUACAGCACGAAUAAUUCAAUAAUGUCAGAAAAUAUUGAAAUUGAUAACAGUUUACAUGGCACACGGCCUAAGUUUGGACGACGGCACAGUAUGGAAAACAUGGAGCUUAUGAAGUUGACACCAGAAAAGGUACAGAACUGGAACAGUGAAAUUCUUGUUAAACAAAAACCACUUAUUGCCAAACCUUCUGCAAAGCUACUCUUUGUGAACAGAUUGAAGGGGAAAAAAUACAAAACUAAUUCCUCCACUAAAGUUCUCCAAGAUGCCAGUAAUUCCAUUGAUCACCGAAUUUCAAAUUCUCAGAGGAAAAUCAGUGCAGAUACCAUUGGAGACGAAGGCUUCUUUGACCUGUUAAGUCGAUUUCAAAGCAAUCGGAUGGAUGAUCAGAGGUGCUGCUUGCAGGGACGGAAUCACGGAGCAGCUUCAACAGCGACUUCCUCCACGCCCCACAAAGUGCUAAAAACACCAUCAGUUUCGGUGGUGUCCCCCAACACAGAUGAGUUUUUAGAUCUUCUUGCCAGCUCACAGAGCCGCCGUCUUGAUGACCAGAGAGCCAGCGUCAAUAACUUGCCAGGGCUUCGUCUGACACAGAACAACACGCAGUCGGUACUUGGCCACCUGAUGACUGGCGACACCAGAGAGCCUGGUGAAGACUUCUUUGACAUCCUUGUAAAGUGUCAAGGGUCCCGACUCGACGAUCAAAGAUGCGCCCCACCGCCUGCUGCCUCGAAGGGACCAACGGUACCAGAUGAGGACUUUUUCAGCCUUAUUUUACGGUCUCAGGCAAAAAGAAUGGAUGAACAGAGAGUUCUUUUACAACGAGAUCAAAACAGAGACACUGAAUUUGGGCUAAAGGACCGUUUGCAAUGUAGUGCUUUGGUGGACCUUAAAAAUUCAGGAAAAAAUUAAGCAACCACUAGUUACCAUGGAUGUAUUUUUAAAAGUGACCUUAUUUCCUCUCAGAACACUGCAGGGAAAUUCAGUCUAUCAUUUUCCUUAAAAGGAGAAAUCAUGGCACUGUAAUAUAGGCUAAAAUGUUUUCAGAAUAGUGUAAAUACUUAGCCUUUGCUAGUGUAAUAUCAACAUUCCUCUGGACACUUCAGGGUGGCGGUGUCUAUAAAGGUGCUUCAACUUUUGUGAGUACUGCAUGGGAGUGUAUUCCUUUAGCUAGUGUUUGUAAAGUAAGAGUAUUAAAUUCUAGUCUAGGAUUUAAUUUCCUAAGUUUUAAAAAAUAGGCAUUUUUUAUACUUAACCAUGGGUUAUGAGAAAUUAUGUUGUUCAGUAAAAAUAAUGUACCUAACAAACAUGUAAAAAUGUUGAGUAGUCCCCAAAACUAAAGUUUUUCUCCUUUAAGAAAAUCUACCUUCAGUAGCUACCCCUAUGUUUACAGCAGCACUAUUUACAAUAGGAAAGCUAUGGAAACCACCCAAAAAUAGAUGACUGAUCAAGAAGAUGUGGUACAUACAUUGAAAUAUUAGUCAGCAAUCAAAAAAAGAUAAACUCAUGCCAUUUGCAGCAACAUGGAUGGAGCUGGAAGGGAUCAUGCUCAGUGAAAUAAGCCAGAAAGAAAAAAACUGGAUGGUUUCACUUAUAGGAGGAAUGUAGGGGCUCUACAUAAGGGAUCAGGGAGAAGAAAAAAAGUUAUAAUAGGGCCUCCCUGGUGGCACAAGGGGUUAAUAAGCCCUUCACGGCACUGUGAAGCAAUCCGUAGCCUCUGCAGCACGAGCUCGAUCCCUGGCCUGCCAGGGAGCUACCCAUAUGGCGUAGCAGACCUCUCCUGUCUCGCCCGCUGCUCCCCUCAGCAGUGCAUUUCAGUCAGUCUGCCUGUUCUGUUCCCCACUCUAUCUCUGGUGAAUCCUCUCACGCCCCACAUCUCUGGCCUGUAUCCCAGCUCUUGUAUGCAUAAAUAAUCUUUUUCAAAAAAAGUUAUAAUAAAGUGAAAAUCAAAAUCAAGAAGCAGCUAUAAACCAGAGACAUUCUGCCGGAUCAUGACAGGUGGGAAGAGCAUGGGUGAACGGGUGGUGGGAGCGUCACAGGGACCAGCACUGAGAUGAGAAAGCAUACAUUGUAUAUUAAAAAACAAAACAAAAAAAAAACCUUCAGGCCACAGUCAUUAUAAAAAAUUUCUUCUAGCAUGCUUUUUAAUAAAAUGAUUUAAAAUUGUAUCUCCCAUUGCGAAACUUUUAUGGGACCUAAUAACAAGAACAAACACUAAUGUAGUAGUAUGAAAUAGAAAACUCAAAAAUCAAGCGUGAUUUUAAGCCUCAGCCUCCUCCCAGAAACUGAAGGGAUUUACUAGGACCUCACUAAGUUUCGCAAAACUCAACAAGACAGAAAAGACCCUGGACCGUAAAGCAUAAUGCAAAUACCCACACCUGAAGCAAGCUGGCAUUUCCGUCACCGUCGGCUGCUUCCGUACAGCUGUGAUGGAAUCUGGGCCUCUGUUCUUUCUAAAAAUCCUUCAGGUAGUUUUGAUGGGCAAACAUUGAGAACUGCUUCUCCAAAUGGCCAAUGUUUAAAAAAAUAAAAGAAAUACAGUUAACCUAGAAUCACAUUCAGAGCUAAGAGGGGGUGGGGAUUAUUCUUGACUCUAAGAUCAGUUAACACCUGGAUUAGCAUGUUUUAUAUAGUAUAUGUAGGAUAUUAAAAUACUCGCUACCAUACUUUUAAAAACUACAGAAAUGUCACGGGGUUUUUAUGAGCAUGUUCAAGGAGCAACGAUAAGCAUACCAAACCGCAAUGUAAAAAUGUUUAUUUAAUGUGGCAGUUCUUAUGCCCUGUAAACAUUUAACCUCUUUUCAUUAAAAAACCCUUAAAAGCUGUCUACCCCAUUCUGAUUUCCCUAGGAACUUACACGACAGUCCAUGAUUUUAACUAAGUACUAACUAGACCAUAAACAAGCCUCUCUAACCGGCCUUGACUGCCAUCAUUCAACAGCAGUAGCCAUGAUGCCUUGCUGGAUGUCAAAGGCUUCGUCCCCAAAUGGUUAUCUGUAAUGCAAAUACACAGAUAAAAUUUUAAAUAUUUUGUUGACGAUUGUUUUUGAGAGAAAGCAGUCGGGAGUGUAAGCAACAUUCACUCUCCUGACUUAUCACCAGCAUUUUCUUCGCUUUGGAAUCAGAUCACAGCUCAGAGGCCAGCCCUCACCUUGCAGCAGUCACAGUCACAGCCAGUGCGAACAGGCCUAGUGCCUGGAGCGAACUACAUUACAGGCGGUGAUCUGCAAAAUCUAUCCCAGACUGCAGGCAUUGCAUUGGUGAGAUGCUGCUACUGCAUUAGCUAGUUGCUAUAUUCCAUAUUACCUGCAAACACACACUGGGGAAAAGAUUAACUUCCUGAUGAAAUACUAAGGAUGUUUGUUACAAUAUACUAGAAAAUACUGACACAUAAGAUUAUGAUGCUUCUGAGAGCCAAAAAG